UGAACCUAUGUUUGAUACAUUACAGGAUAAAUUUGAUAGUGAUGACACAAAUAGUCGUCGAGAUCAUGUUUUAGGAUGGAUGAAAGAGUUAUGGAAUAAAUGGAGAGGUCAAUUGCAUGAAAACUAUGUGAAGGGUAAGCCUAUACAAGAGGCUCUUAAGAAUAUGCCUAAGGGGGUAGAAAAGAAGCAAUGGGAGUGGUUGGUAAAAGAACAUUUUACUUCAAAAGAUUUUCAGGCUCAAAUUCAAGAAUUGAUGGAGUCUGAACCAUCACUUUCUAGCAUAGAAAUUGUUGAGAAAUGCUUUGGACCUCAAAGUCAUAGUCAUGUAUUUGGCUUUGGAGGUGGAGUAGAAGCAAGAGAUUUGAAAGGUGGGGCUUCCUCAAAAGCUGAAUUGUUGGCUGAGCUACGUUCAACUCAAAAAGAAAAUCAAUUUUUUGAAGGAUUGCAUGUCUAA
Solanum stenotomum is the source of this 454-nucleotide messenger RNA. RefSeq lists its product as uncharacterized. Lineage: Eukaryota; Viridiplantae; Streptophyta; Magnoliopsida; Solanales; Solanaceae. Bases 8 to 454 code for a protein of 148 amino acids. The transcript is spliced from 2 exons. The record is from RefSeq and is a predicted model, not a curated record.